GGUGGGCACGUGAUAGGCUUUCAAAUUAAAUGAAUGGUAGCUCAAGUAUCUGUGAUAUUGAUAUCAUAUUUGUUUGUUCGUAUCAUUAACUAAUUAAGGAAAAAUGCGCUAAAAUGUUAUUUUUGGGUGUUAUAUUAACCUUUCGACUCUUAUUAUAACGAAAUAAUGGGUACUAGACUAUAUUUUUGUUCUUUAGUAGUAAUACUACCACUAGUGGAAUUGGAAACAGUGAAAGAUAAAAUAUUCUAUUACUAAUACUUGUAAUACUAUUAGUAAUAGUAUUAACAUCUCUGAGUCCAACUUUUUUACGCCUUGGAAUUGCAUCUGAUUUCGUCUUUGUUCAUUUAAGUGCAAGUCAAGUUUAUCCCACAAGUUGGAACUAUAGUUUUGUAACUUUGAUAUCGAAGCGUAAAGUUAAGGUCAUGUGGUAUUCUCAAGAUUCUUCAGAAAUGCCUGUUGCUCAGGAUAUUUUAAGCGUUACAGCCAGUUUUAAUCAAAGGUUUCAUUGUUUUGGACGAUCCUGUUCUGAGUGGACUCUACUUGUUUUAUCUCUGUUGAACAUCUUUGCUGUAACUGGAAUAUCUACUAAAGAGCUGUACUCGUCAAUAUCUCGAGGAAUUUCGUAUGAUCCCUGCUUUACCUUCAGUGUAGCAAUACUGUUUACAGCAGUGUAUGGGACCCCCUUCAUCAUUCAAGGAGUGCUAUACCAACAGUCUCACAGUUUAUAUCUUCAUCUGGCUUCUGUUGUUCUAGCUGUUUUAUACAGUGUUGCUGAUUAUUCCUUUAAUAAGGAACACAGAGAUGAUUUUAAGAUAGCUAGAAUGGUUAUUGGUCUAGUUUUUGUGAGCAUUAAUAUAUAUCUAGCUGUGAAGGUCACCACUAAGAUCACUUGGACAGAGUUUUUAAUAAUAGGAGCUUCAGAUGGGAUGUUAUGCAUCUAUAAGAAGUUGUGCUAUUUCCUGAUGUUGUUGAAGCUGGAUCUAGAAGCAGGAGUUCUUCUAGCAAUUUUCAGUUUAACAAAAGCCUUGGAAAGUAACUUUCAAAAUAUUGUAAUUUUCACUGGGAUCACAGUUUAUUCACUGUCUUUGUGUGUCAUUGGCAGUAUUGCUGUUAAAAAGGAAUUUAAAUUGCUAGUCUUUCUGUUUAUAGCGUUGAACUUUGCUCUUCCUGUUUGGAUUCCUUUUCAGGUUAUGUAUUUUGAAUGUCCGCUACAGAGUAGCUGUUCCCAUGAAGAUGCUGUUUUGGCAUACACAAGACUUGCAACUGGAAUUUUUGGGAUUCUUUUUCAAAUUUACAUCUGUAUAGAAGUGAUUAAAGUCUACAAAAACUUUGAUUAUGGGCUCACAGAUCGUGCUUUUGCAGGACUUGUUGCUUCCGAAUCAACUAACUUGCUAUCUCGAUCCAGAGCUUUGAACAUGUGACCACCAAUAAUAUGUUUUUCACCAACGAAGUGGAGAAAAAGUUUGUACACUGCAAAGAACUAUUCUUUUUUUAUAGUCCACUUGUUGAUGACUUAGUAUUGUUAUUCAUCAUCAAUCUGUUGGACUGGACCCUCAAGUGACAGCACUGAUAUUUUUGUAUGUACAGUAUAAUUUUUAUCAAUUUUCAUUCUAGUAUUGCUCAUGCAAGACAAUAGUGUUAAUGAAGACUGUACGAUGAAUAGUUCCAUUGAGCUAACAAAAGAUUUUAGCACUGCCCAAGAAUAAGUUUUCCACUAGUUUUGAAUGUUGGAAAUCUGAACUAAAGUAAUUUGAAAGGCAUGAUAAAUAACAAACAGAAUAAUCAACAAUAAACUGUUCUAAAUUUUCUACAACUAACAUAUGAAAGAUUUUGAGGUCCAAGAUAAACUGUAGUAAUACUUUGUAAUUCUCAAAUGAACUCCUUAAAUAUAUACUUUGCUCUGAUGUUGUAGAUUUAAAAUAGCUGUUUAAUUUUUCUUUUUGUAUAGAUGAAUUCUUAACUUUAUAAUCUUAGAAGUUAAGAUUUCAACUGAUUUUUCCAAUUUGAAGAUGUUUGUGGUUUAACAGAGGAGUUUUUAACCUGAAUUCUUUGAGAUUUAGCACAAAUGACAUAAAGGAGAAAACAGAAAAUAUUUUUUUUUGUAAUUGUUGGUGAUUUUUUCUUCAUGUUUUACUUUAAAUUAUUGUAAAUAGAUGCAGUGAAAUGUAUGUAAGAACCAAGUUUAUAUAGGAUGUUAGAUUUACAUAUUAAUUUAAUAGUUAAAUGUUCUUUUUGGUGUAUUUUUAUCCAGAAAGAUUGAAUUUGUAAUAAUAUACAAUUAAAAAUAUAAGUGACUAAAAAGUUAUCUAAAGUAGAGAUAUAAAUACCAAUCUUAAUCUUUGUAGAAACAAAUGUAAGAAUUAAGAAAUAAACACUGUCAGCUCAAAAUUGGUUAGAUAUAUGAAAACAAAGAAAGAUGUCAUUGACAAGGUUUUGUGAUAUAAUGAGCAGUAAUUACAAUAUUAACAAGAUGAUAAGCCACAAUCUAUUAAUGUUAAAGUUUUUACGUUCCUAUGGACAUCACUUUCAGACCUGAGAAACUGAUAUUAUUUAAGAUAUGAUUUGUGAUUUUUGGUAAUUCAGAAACAUUUGGUGGCAAGAUUGUUUUGUUGUAGGGAAACCUCUUACUUUUUUGAGUUGAUAUGAUGAUCUAAUAAGAGUUUUUAGAGCAAGUAAAAAAGAAAGGGGGUGUAGCCUUACCCCCUCCCUUCCCUUUUAUCUUAAUCAUUUAUUUCUUUUUGUAAGAGCAUUAUUUCUUGAGCCGAAAAACAAUUUAGGAGUCAAAGUUUAUCAUACUGGUGUUUUCGGAGUAUCUUCUCAGUAAAGGCUAACAUUUAGUAUUGUAUGAUAGUGUAGGAUGAGUUUUAGUUUAAAUAUUAAAGAAUAAAUGGUCUGAACAAAUACAGCUUUGUAAAUCUUCAAAAGAGUAAAAAAAAAGUUUGUCAAACAUUUAAAACAUUCAGAAGUAGGAAAUGGAUAGAAGUUCAGAUAACUCAAAUACCAUUUACUUCACUUUCAAUAAUUGAGGUAUUCCUGUAAGUUGAGUAAAAACUCUCCAAAGUUAUGCUAUGCGAGUGAGCUGCACCUUGGCCAUUACUCUUAUUACUUAACUUCAAGAGCAAUUAAAACUGUUAUUGAUAAAUCUAAUUAUUUUAUGAUUCAACUGACUUAAUUUGUUCCUUUAAUUACUAGGAAUCUUCUUCAGCAUUUGGCGUUUAUUGGGCAACAUCCUCUGGCUAGAGGGUUAGUAAAAAUUGUAUUUGUAUUGAAAACUGCUGACUAAGGGUAAUUUUCAAUGUUCCAAACACUUGUUACCAAUAAGUAGUGUUUGAAAAUAAUGUAAUACAAUUGGAAGAUAAAGGUAGAUGCUCCUUUAAGGUUCAUGUGUACCCACCAAUUCAAUUCCCCUUGUUAUGCUUUCUUAUGUAAAGUUACUGAAUACUGAAAUAGUUAAGAAUUCUUCACACCACCACCAUUUGUAAAAUAGUUAAACUUUGUAUUGUUUAUGUAUGUGCAAUUUUUGCAUUAUUCCAGGGUAUUAGAAACGAUCUUUUAUGAUUUGUAUAUAGCACUGUAUGUAAUAUUAUAACACCAAUGUCUUCAGUAAACAAAAAUUUAAUUCUAGAAAUGUAUGCAACAAAAAUAACUGUAUAUGAAGCUUAUUUUAAGUUGCAAGGUUUGAUUAAGCCUUUAUAUUGCUCAUGGAUUAUUUCUUUUCUUUAUUGAUGUUGCACAUUUUGGUGAAAAAGAUUCCCAAUUAAUUUAUUUCAAGUUGUUCUUAGUUAAUUAUGUCAUCAGUACUCUGUUUUUCUAUAUAAACAAAAUCUUGAAUGCUUAUUCCAAAUAUUGUAAAGUGUAUCUAUCUUUCAAAGAUUACAUCUGGUUAACAAUUAUUUGUGUUUUUUAAUUUUCAUCCCUACCUGAUAAAAGUUAAAUUGUGACCCACAUAAAUCUUGUCUGGUUUUAGUGCUGUAAUUUUUGUUUUCCUUAGAAAGACAGUUUUAGUAAUAACAGCUUCACCUUUAAAAGAUUUGAAUAUGUAUUGAAUGUAACAUAAGUUAUUUAAAUAUUCUAGUUUGUAUGUUUUCUGUAUUUAACUUUUUACUUAUUUACUGUUUCUAGUUAUUAGAGUACACUGCAAUAAGACUUAACUAAUUUGAUUUAUCUGGAUCAGUUGCACGUGUGUGCUAUUUAUUUAUUUGGUUUUACGUAUGUAUUUUAAUAUUUUGGUGUUAUUUUUCAUUAUUUAUACACAGUCGUAAUUUGUUUGUUUAUAUAU
Messenger RNA from Limulus polyphemus (Atlantic horseshoe crab), 4279 nucleotides. RefSeq lists its product as uncharacterized. NCBI's taxonomy places the organism in Eukaryota, Metazoa, Arthropoda, Merostomata, Xiphosura, Limulidae. The transcript is spliced from 10 exons. The record is from RefSeq and is a predicted model, not a curated record. The coding region runs from base 423 to 1421 and encodes 332 amino acids.